Messenger RNA from Nematostella vectensis (starlet sea anemone), 1779 nucleotides. RefSeq lists its product as uncharacterized. The transcript has a single exon. Gene Ontology annotation, molecular function: protein binding. The record is from RefSeq and is a predicted model, not a curated record. Bases 193 to 1734 code for a protein of 513 amino acids. Lineage: Eukaryota; Metazoa; Cnidaria; Anthozoa; Actiniaria; Edwardsiidae.
CGCAUUCCAGAUGAGCGAGCAUGUUCACUUGCGCACUCCUCCCGGAAGAGAAAACUGUCACAAGUCUCGCAUAAAGUUUGGUAAGUGUAUAUGCAAUCCAGCACUUUUAUAUCGAUUCCCUUGCCACAAGCUCUCUGUUGAAGCCCCCUAUUGCAAAGAGAAGCCAUUUAGGCUCCAAAUUAACAGCACAAAAUGCAAGCAUCGCGCCCUAAUGGAAAUGGAUCGAGUGCUUUUACCUUGAACGAAGUUGACAACCUAAUCUGGAGUGAAGAAGAAUACAAGAUCAGCGACUUCGUGGAUAAGUUUUAUCUUCCCCAAAUUGUCAAGGUCCAAGAAGGAUAUUAUGGCCCAGACGAAGAUUCCUGUCUUGGAGCAGAGCAAAUAUUACUUAUCCAUUCACUUAAACACACCGAGAAAAUUAUGGCAAGAGAUCGAAGAAGACGAGAAUUACACAUUCCAUUGAACUGUUCAAUAAAGGUCGAACAGCGCCCGUCUAAUAUGCAAGACGUUAUCGAUAAUGUAUACGAUCUAGCGCGUCAUUUUCCUGGAUAUGUGCGUGUAACACAAGGGUAUUACAGUCUGGAUAACGAUGACUUGAGCAUUAACCCUGGCGAUAAACUAGAGCUACAAAAAGUCAUCCAUACUGAGAAGGGAAGUUGCUUGGUUUGCAUAAACCAAGAUCGAUUUCCCGUCACGCUACCGUUCUCUGUGGUAGCGGGAUUUCAACCCUUGGUUAAUGGUCUCGAGUAUUAUCUAAAAGAGCUGGUCGAGACACUGCCUCGGCCGUUUUACUUCCAGUUUGUCGAUCCCGCUAAUGUAGGUGCAAGAGGAGAAGUGUCAGUGUUUAAUUCGGGCCUUGGAGUGUUGAGAUGUGAGAGAGUCUACACUGAUUCCUGUAUUAUUUGCUCAACCAAAGAAGGCAAAGAUCGAACAAUAGUGACAUUUCCUAAGAAUCUCCAAGUCACAGUUGUUGCUGCACAGGGAGCUUUGAUUGGUGAUAAAGAUUACAUGCGUGUAUGCCGUUUUUUCCAUGAUGGUGUAAACUUGUCACGCAUUGAACACAUGGAUACUCACAAUGUGUAUGCAUCCCGCGCGACAAUAAGAGAGUACCUUUAUGACCACACCCUUACCACAGAACCCAGUUCUCCUGAAUCUCCAAGCUUUCUUUCAAGUGAUGCUAAAUUCGAGGAGAGCCUGAGGCAAAGUGGUGGGAAAGUGUUGUCUGGUAGUCAUGACGAUGAAGAAGAUGAUGAUGAUGACAAGCAUGACUAUACGUAUAUAUCUGAUCGAGAGCUCACAUCACUUGCAAGCUCUAGAUUGGACAAAAAUGAAAAUAACCUUCCCUCAGACAACAUAGAGACACAGGGUUUUUCUGAUGAUACCCACAUGAAAAAUUCUGAAGAAUCAAUGCAAGGUUCUUCUGAAAAUAUGAGAAACACAGGUGACUCAUCUAUUAAAGAAACUGAAGAACAAAAGAAAGUAGGAGCUGAUGUCCAACCAAUACCUGAUGACCUCUCAGAGCUGACAGUGGAAGAAGUUGCUGAAGUCCUGGUAAAAGUCCAUCUCGGCCAGUUUGCUGACAAAUUUGAGUACAAUCAGAUUGAUGGGGAGAUGUUUGUAUGUUUGGAUGAAGUAGUGUUAGAGUCACUGGGAAUGAAUGCUUUUCAGCGCAAGAAGGUGCUUAAGUUGAUAGAUGGUUGGAGACCAAAGACAGGUUUUAUUACCAAGAUGUAAUUAAUCAUGGUUACACAGUGAACAGAGAAUGCUUUUAAAGUUUAA